GAGAAACAGAAGAAGAAGAUGUCAGGUGGCUUUCAGCUAUAUGCCUCAAAAUGAAGAUGAACUGGAAUUAAAAGUUGGUGACAUCAUUGAAGUUGUGGGAGAAGUGGAAGAGGGCUGGUGGGAAGGUAUACUCAAUGGAAAGACUGGCAUGUUUCCUUCCAACUUCAUAAAGGAACUAUCUGAUUCUGAUGAUGUUGGAAUAGCACAGGAAGAGCAAGUAAAGCCAAGCCUGAAAGAUGCUACAGGCUCUGAGAGUGAUGGUGGUGACUCUUGCAGUACAAAGUCGGAAGGAGCCAAUGGAGGCACGACAAUCCAACCCAAAAAGGUCAAGGGUGUUGGCUUUGGAGAUAUCUUCAAAGACAAACCUAUAAAGCUACGACCAAGGUCAAUAGAAGUUGAAAACGACUUUCUCCCAGUAGAUAAGAAUGUUGGGAAGAAAUUACCUCCAGCCACAGCUACUCAGGAGCCAACAAAAAUAGAAGUGGACAGCAAAGCAAAAACCAAGGAGUAUUGCAAAGUGAUAUUUCCAUAUGAAGCACAGAAUGAUGAUGAACUCACAAUCCGAGAAGGUGAUGUCGUCACCCUUAUCAGUAAGGAUUGCAUUGAUGUGGGUUGGUGGGAAGGAGAACUCAAUGGCAGACGCGGUGUGUUUCCAGAUAACUUUGUCAAGCUUCUUCCUUCUGAUUUUGAAAAAGAGAGACCGAAGAAACCACCACCUCCAUCAGCUCCUGUCAUCAAACAAGGAUCAGGUACCACAGAUCGAAAACAUGAAAUCAAAAAGGUACCUCCUGAAAGGCCAGAAUGUCUUCCUAAUCGAACAGAAGAAAAAGAAAGAUCAGAGAGAGAGCAAAAACAGUUAGAGUUGCAGAAGCCUUCAGUUCCUGCUAUACCUCCGAAGAAACCUCGGCCACCCAAAGCAAACUCUGUGAAUAGACCUGGUACCUUGCCCCCGAGACGACCAGAAAGACCAGUUGUGCCUGUGACUCAUACAAGGAGUGAUAGUCCAAAAGUAGAAUUAGUGGGCAGUACAGUAUCCGGCGCUCUGGAGAAAGACUCCUCUGAAAGAAGCAAUGACAUCGACUUGGAAGGUUUUGACUCUGUAAUACCAAUUGCUGAGAAGCUUAAUCAUCCAACUACAACCAGACCAAAAGCUACUGGCAGGCGACCACCCUCCCAGUCUCUCACGUCCUCGUCCCUUUCAAGCCCCGACUUCUUUGACUCACCAAGUCCUGAAGAAGAGAGGGAGGAGCAUGUUUCUGUUACACACAAAACCAUUGAAGUGUCAAGGAAAUCAAGAACUGUUACAAUAUCACAAGUGUCUGAUAAUAAAAAUUCCUUGCCUCCAAAACCAGGAGGCUUGGCUAGUGGCAGUAAUGUACAACCAUCACUAUCCCCUUCACCGUCUCCUGGAUUUCACUCAAUUGCUAUGGGAACAACAGGUCACAGGUCAAAUUCCCCAUCCCUGUUUGGUACUGAAGGAAAGCCAAAGACUGAGCCCUUGAGCCAAGGUCAGACUGCCCUGGAGGAGCUGAGAACACAAAUUAAGGAGCUAAGAACCAUCAUUGAGACCAUGAAAGACCAGCAAAAAAAAGAGAUUAAACAGUUGCUGUCUGAGUUGGAUGAAGAAAAGAAGAUCCGUCUACGAUUGCAGAUGGAAGUUAAUGACAUAAAGAAAGCUCUUCAAUCAAAGUGAAGUACUUGAUAGGUGGAAUGUUGCAUUAUUCUUCAUGACUGAGACUCAAAUUUAUGCCCCAGCCAAAAUAACUUUGUGCCAAAUGAUUUAAGAAUUGCCUCAACAUCCCUUUAUUUGAAGGAUUAGCACAACAGUUUUUGAUAGCACAACAAGGACAAAAUCUCCACCCGAAGCAGUGCUGCUCCGCACUAGUUGUGACUGAAAUUGAUCUUCUUGUGCUAAAGGCUCUCUACUUCAAGAUCCUAGGUGAAAUGAAAACUCAGGCAGUUUAGUCCAUAGUGGUACUAUUUUGAUGAUAUUUUUCCAUAAAUAAAAUGUAUUUCAGAUUAUCUGUUUACAAGCUUUAUGAUUUUGACUUUUGGGUUUUAAUUGUCUUUUCUCACAGAUUUUAAGACGUUUGUACUGCGUAUAGCCAGGAGCGAAUGUUAGCCUUGGGGCUGGAGGGAUUAUUUUUGCUUCGACAUAGAACAGCCUACCUUUUGUUACGGUUUUAAGUUCUGUUAAAUAUGCAAUUUUAUGUCCCCCAAACCUCCUACAGUUUAAACUUAGGUUGUGUACAGCAAUGGAUUUACAAGAAGGAAACAAACCAACAGAAAUCCGGUCUUUGCAAUGA
This is a messenger RNA of Eurypyga helias (sunbittern), 2306 nucleotides long. It is a transcript of the gene SH3KBP1, whose product is annotated as SH3-domain kinase binding protein 1. The record is from RefSeq and is a predicted model, not a curated record. NCBI's taxonomy places the organism in Eukaryota, Metazoa, Chordata, Aves, Eurypygiformes, Eurypygidae. Gene Ontology annotation, molecular function: protein binding. The transcript is spliced from 15 exons. Bases 41 to 1693 code for a protein of 550 amino acids.